Molecule: messenger RNA, 1269 nt
Organism: Stereum hirsutum FP-91666 SS1
Lineage: Eukaryota; Fungi; Basidiomycota; Agaricomycetes; Russulales; Stereaceae
Exons: 5
Coding region: 98-1048 (316 amino acids)
Biological process (GO): regulation of store-operated calcium entry
Cellular component (GO): endoplasmic reticulum membrane
Source: RefSeq, a predicted model, not a curated record
CAUAGUCGAACACAGACGGGGUAUUCAAAUCAUUAUCAACGGCGAUCCUCGUUACUUACCGCCAUUGAUUUCUGGUGCUGAAGCAAUAUUCUAGCUCAUGUCUCGUAUCGCUCUUUCCACUAUUCAGGCAUUAACCUUCUAUAAAGACUCUCUGACCACCUCUCGGCGAGGAAAACCUAUUCAACAGCUACAGUGCGUCGGAGGACCAUGCGACCUUUUCGAACCUGAUGUUGUACGCUGUGUCAAUCAAGGUGGUGAAGGAGUUGACGUAGAUUGGAAGUGUGAGGCGGACCUUCCAGAAGCAUUGCGUUUCGGGAGAGUACAAGUGUCUUGCGAAGGGUGGUCUUCUCCCGGAGACUCAUAUGUUCUCAAAGGCUCCUGCGGCCUUGAGUAUCGCUUGGUGCAGGUUCCAAAUAAACUUAGAAAUACUGGAAGCGACAGACAGUCUUACUCUGAUCAUAGUGAUUGGUUCUCCUCGGAGAACUUGGCUUCCCUUGUCUUCUACGCUCUUUGGUUCGGUAUAUUGGCAUUCAUAAUUUACGCUUUCUUGAAAUCAUGCUUGGGCGAACGUCCACGCACGCCCGGUUCUUCUUCUCAACAUCCUCCUGCACCUGGUCCUUCCGGUGGUGGAUGGUUUCCAAACCGCAGUCCUUACAGCGAUGGUACGGACACACCGCCGCCAUACUCGAAAUACCCUUCGUCUUCCACAACCGGGCAGCCCUCUGCGGGUGCCAGCGGUCUAGGAGCGGGGAAUUUCUGGACAGGUUUGGCUUUGGGCGGUCUUGGGACCUACUUCAUGAAUCGCAAUCGCGGCGGACGAGUCGAUACCGAGUUCGAUAGGGUUCAACGUGAACGAGAACGAAGGAGAGAAUGGGAUUGGGAGCGGGAACGUAGACGGCCGACUGCGUCGAGUAGCGGAAGGCUCUUCGGACGGCAGCCGAGUUCGGAUUCGACGUCUAGAUUCGGUUCGACGAGUCUCGGAGAGGGGGCAUCGGGCUUGGGCUCAAUGAGGAGAAGCACAGGGUAUGGUGGCUCCAAUGUCCGGUAGACGAACUUGUGAUGUAAGAAUAAUGUGAAUUACUUAUUUGUAGCCCAUCAGUUGUACUGGGCUUGAUUCCACUCAACGCCCCUCAGCCUAGCCAAGACCUCUUACCUUUGUAUCUACUGGGUCUAGAUGAUGGUCGAACCUUCCAAAUCGAUAUUAGGGAAGGUUAGACCUCGGGCUCGCUCGAGAUACUUCCAAUAAUCUGCCGGAUUAUGUAUUCCGGC